GAUGGAGUCGCUGAGUCGAGCUGGGCAGGAGAUGAGCUUAGCGGCUCUGAAGCAGCACGACCCCUACAUCACCAGCAUCGCAGACCUCACGGGCCAGGUGGCUCUGUACACCUUCUGCCCCAAGGCCAACCAGUGGGUUUUAUUUACACUUAGAACAAUCAUCCGUAAAUGUUUGGUGAAUUGGAUUUAUAAAUGACUGAUGUUCACACUUCAGUAGGAAACAUCCUUAUGCUAACAAAACAAUGAAAGAUUAUCAUCAUCGCACUUUCUUUACGAUCUAAUACAGGAGAAGACUGAUAUAGAAGGGACCUUAUUUGUAUAUCGAAGGUCAGCUUCACCUUACCAUGGUUUUACCAUUGUGAAUCGAUUGAAUAUGCACAAUCUUGUUGAACCAGUGAAUAAAGAUUUGGAAUUUCAGCUCCAUGAACCAUUUCUUCUGUAUAGAAAUGCAAGCUUGUCAAUAUACAGUAUCUGGUUUUAUGACAAGAAUGACUGUCACCGCAUAGCCAAACUCAUGUCUGAGGUGGUAGAAGAGGAGACACGGCGCUCCCAGCAAGCUGCACGGGAUAAGCAGAGUCCCAGCCAGGCCAACGGUUGCAGUGAGCACAGGCCCAUCGACAUCCUGGAGAUGCUCAGCCGAGCCAAGGAUGAGUAUGAGAGGAAUCAAAUGGGCGACUCAAAUAUCUCCAGUCCUGGGCUACAGCCAAGCACUCAGCUCUCCAAUCUGGGAAGCACCGAGACUCUAGAAGAGACGCCAUCCGGGUUACAAGAUAAGUCUGCUCCAUCAGGACACAAACACCUGACCGUGGAAGAAUUGUUUGGAACCUCUUUGCCAAAGGAACAGCCAACAGUUGUGGGUCUGGAUUCAGAAGAAGUAGAGAAGCUGCCAGGAGAUGCCCCUCAGAAAGAACUCAGCUCAUUCCUACCAUUUUCCUUUGAGCAGUCAGGAGGGACUCCUCGGUCAGAAAACCCGGGUGCCCAUCCCGCUGCCCACCACUCAGCCCAACCUGAAGUCACUGCCCCGGUGCUAAUCACUCCUGCCUCCAUCUCACAGUCCAAUGAAAAGCAGCUCCCAAGCUAUGCGAUCCCAUUGCACCCCGGGCUCAGCCCCACUCUACCAGCAGAAGCUCCUACUGUACAGGUUCCCCCCUGCUUACCCCGAAACACCACCAUGAUGCAGGCAGUGAAGACCACGCCAAGACAGAGGUCUCCACUCCUGGGUCAGUCAGUCCCCGAGCUGAGCCAUGCCAGUCUGACUGCCAGUCAGAGCCCCUUCAGGGCCCCUCUGAGCGUGACAAACACUGCUGGGACAACCCUCCCAAGUGUUGAUCUUCUCCAGAAACUCAGGUUGACCCCACAGCAUGACCAAAUACAGACACAGUCGCUUGGGAAGGGUGCAGUGGCACCCAGCUUUCCUCCAGCAGCUGGCCAGCUGGCCACACCUGAGAGCUUCAUAGAGCCUCCUCCUAAGACAGCAGCAGCAAGAGCCUCCACCGCCCUGAGCAACAUGGUGCUUGCUCCCCCUCAGGUUGCAGGUCCCCCCGUGGUUACUGCAACAACCGCUGUAGUGUCUUCAGUGCUGCUGUCCCCGAGUGUUUUCCAGCAGACAGUGACCAGGGCCACAGACCUGGAGAGGAAAGCAAGCUCCUCUUCGCCUCUGACAGUUGGAACGUCGGAAAAUCAGAGAAAGCCUUCCAUCAUUCUCAGCAAGUCUCAGCUCCAGGAUACGUUAAUACAUCUAAUUAAGAAUGACUCCAGCUUCCUCAGUACACUUCAUGAAGUCUACUUGCAGGUUCUGACCAAGAACAAGGACAACCACAACCUAUGACUGGAGCAGAAACCAGCCUGAAAACAGAAUGUCAACCUCAGAAACAAACAGGCCUCAUCAUGAGAACUUCUGAACAGAACAUGGAGUUCCUAGAAUCCUGAAAUUGAGCCUUUGAGAAAGAGACUCAUCCUUAAGAAUGUUUCCCAAGUGACGUUCUCAGUGAUAAUGGAGGUUUCACUGUGAAGCAUCACCAGCAGCCCUUUGUUUUGACAAAAAAAAAAAAAAAAAUAGACCAUUGUGUUAAGUUGUGUGGGUGUUUUCAUCAGCUGUAAGCACCUGUGAAAUAAGGAGUCUUGAGUUUCAACUGCUUUCGCUUUUGAAGUCUUAGGGAGGAGGGUCCCCAGCCUUGCUGCAGUCAGAGUUCAGCCCAGCCUGCCCCCCCCCCUCCUCUUUCCCCCCAGGAACGUGAGCAUCAGGCUGAGAGUCAAGUUUGAGCAGCGCAGAAGCCAGCUCUGUGCAAUGUCGUUUCCAGUUGUAAGCAUCAGAAUUUAAAUGGGCAAGUUAGGACUGGUUUGUUCAAGUGAAGUAUAUCUUAUAUGAGUGCUCCAUUUGGGCCUUUAAAGUCCUGAAAAUUGUGUUUUGUUUUUAAGAGUCCUUAGUGCUGACAUGCAGCAGGUUCGUUCCCAUAUGGUGGCGAGAGAGCAGGCACGUCACACCUCUGAAGCAAAGGCUGAGGCUGGUAAAGCUCAAAUUCUAUCAGAAAUCUUCACUUUAAGUUAAACUCUCCAGUGGUUUUGAAAACGUUACAUUUGUGUGUGAAGCAUAGCCUUAUUUUCCUUUUCUGUGUAAACACAGAGGUCUUUGUUGAUUGUUUUCCUUAACACUUUGACAAAGGACCAGUGGACCAAUCUGACAAAGCCAUUCUGGUUCCAUUCCUCGAGUCUACUGAGAAUAAUGUUGAAGCUAUGCAGAAAAGGGAGCUGUUACUCACACUGCCCUUACCUUACUGUAGUAUACGGAGCUCAAGCAAAGCAAAUUCAGAACUUUACCAAUGUAUUCAGGCUGUGAGUACUUUUGCAGCCAAAGUGUGAAAAUAUGUAAAGAUGCUUUGUUAUGCUGCUAUUAAUCUGCCAGGAUUUAUAUUUAUUUUAUGGCAUGUAAUGGUGAUUAGUAAUAUUUUAAUGUAGAUUUGGGUUUAUUUCAGCAAUAGUAAUUUUAAGAUAUUCUUUGAAUGAAAGUGUUUUUGUUUCUAUGAUACAGGUCAUUUUGUAGUAUUUAACCAAUUAAGAUGCACUGCUUACUUUUCUGAGCACUAAUGAUUGGGUAAAAACCCUAGUGGCUCAGCCGGCUAGCAUAAGGAUUAGCUGUGAAUAAUGCUGACAGAUAUGAUAGUUCCUCGGGAGCAAUCAGUUAAGCUUUAAUGGUAACUCAGUCAUAAACCCAUAGAUUUUGUUUCCUAGUUGAGAUUUUAGAAAAUUACCUGUGAAUUGCAUACUUGUUUUAGUUUGGUCUUAGUUUUUUAGCAUAAAGAAUGCUUUGUUUGAUUGGCUUUAUUCAUCUAAACAUGCUUCUCUGGCAACUUUUCUGCUUCUCAAUUUAGUGUCUUCUAUUGCAUCUACUUAGUUAUUUGUGAAUUGUGCAAAAGUCAGGAAAACUUAUAAGUUCUCAUACUCAAUUAGGAAUAGUUUGUUUUCAAAGGUAGUGUGUAAGUUCAGCAACCAAAAAUGAAUUGCUGGUGUAUCACAGGGAAAGGGAAAGUUACAGUAGGAUACAGAGAGUUACUGACACCAGGAGACUGUCCACGGAGCCACACGACUGUUCUCAGAAAACAGUUGCACCAGUAGGUUUGAUCUCACCCAAGAGUAGUCUCAGUGGGCUUUGGUAAGCAGAAGAAUCAAGGGAUUCUGGUUAUAAUUAGUAGACAUUAGAAUUGACAUGGUGAUUUGAGUAUGUAUAAUAUUAGGAGAGUUAAGAGAGAAUAACCUAAGAGGGUCUGUAAUCAAAUCUGUUCAUUUUCACCCUUUAACCCAAGGGAAUAAAUAUGAUAGAUGGAAAAGAGAAUCUGUGAUAAGGUUUCCUUAAUGUGAACGUAAAUUUUAAGUGCCCAAGUCAUGGAGAUUUGAAAAGGUGAUGCCUGUUUCAACUCCCAAAUUUAAAUAUUCAAAGCAUGUAUUUAAAGUUCAGAAGCCAGAACUUCACCAUUAUGAUUACCUGGAAGUUUGGGCCAGAAUGAGUUCCUAAGAAAGUCGGGCCAAGCCUGGAUAGUUGCAGUUAGAUGAUCCUGGCCCAGAAGUCCGUUCAGUUGCCUUAUUCCUUUCAGGCUCACUGUCCAGAACCUCGUGCUAGCUUGGGUUGCGUGUUUACAUUGCUACCGUGUCUUUUCUGGAACCUUAGUUGAAUUGUAAUGGACACCAAAACAGAGAGGCUUCUUGCUAGGUUUUGCAGGGGUGACCGCUCUCCUGUUGUGGUUAAUGUGCUGUUUUGAAUGGACUCCCAGACGACCUUACUCCUUUAGGCAGAAGCUCCUCCUCACUGUGCCUCUCCUGAGAUUUGUAAGGUGUGGCUUGGAAUCCUAUGUUUUCAAAUGACGGUCAGUGUCAGGAGAAGCAUUCCGUGCCAUCUGCAUGUGAGUGUCCACAGCUUUCCUUCUGAGGCUUUGGGUCACCGUCAGUGGUGUUUGAAGAGCCAAAGGUGACCAGGGUCCUCCUCUGCCUGAGGAUGCGCAGGCUUUGUGUGGGCUAUGUCUGUCCCAAUUUUGCAUGUCAAGCAUUUGUUCCUUUUCCACCUAUGUUUUCCUAUAAAAAUUGUAAACCCCAUCAAAUCCUCUAGUUAAAUAUUUUUAAACAAUGCAGCUUUAUUACUCUCCUCCCCAAAGAAUGUAGUUGGAAAUUUUCUCAUUUUGGUAGUAGAGGCCAUAACUGCCAUUGUAUUACUAAUAAUGCAACAUGAAAUUGAAGGUGCCUAACUGCUUAAAGAAACAAAAUCAGCCAUCAUACUGUAACUCUGGGCAAAUGCAGAAACACGGAGGAAUGAGAGGCGGUGCAGGCACGCGUGGGCCCAGUCCGCGUGAGUGAAGACCAGGAACCACAGGGACGUGUGUCCUGCAUUCUCGCUGCACAUUUGCUGUUGAGCAUGUGUUUCUCUCUUACCUGUCUUUGGUUUUCUUCGCUUGUAUUCAAAGUACCUUGUGCCCUGUGUUUUCAGGUGCCUAAAAUGUUAAGAUCUGCACCAAGUAAAGCAACUAACACUGGGCUUUUUGAACGCUGUGUUCCUGAGUGUGCUGGGGCCUCAAGGAGCCUGUUUUUCAGCAAGAGAGAUGUGUGCAAUGUUUCACUUGGUUUUAUAUUUGAUUUGAUAUCUUCGUUAAAUGCUGAGAUGCAAUAUUGUUCACUUAGAGUGGGGAAGAUGCAAGAUUGUGUUUCCCUUUUACCUGUGUGGUUCUGUGUUCUAAAUGGUUUUUAUUCUGUACCACCGCUUUGGCCACGUGGCUCUCAUGACUUUCAGUGUCCCAGAGUCCCAGCUCCCCGAAACAUUGUGGGGGAGGGGAGCUCUGGAAUUACAGCAAGAUUUUUGUUCCUUGAGCGCAAUACUGCAUCAUUAACAUUUUUAAUGGUAUGAAUUUUAUACCAUCUGUGUAUGUUUGCAAAUAUUAAGUUAUUACAUGUUUUCAAAUGAGCAUUUUUCAUCCUAAAUUUUAUAUGUUUGCAAAUAUAUUUUUUUAAUAAAAGUUCGAAACCAAGUUUUACCACCUAA
This is a messenger RNA of Myotis myotis, 5521 nucleotides long. It is a transcript of the gene DCP1A, whose product is annotated as decapping mRNA 1A. Gene Ontology annotation, biological process: deadenylation-dependent decapping of nuclear-transcribed mRNA; deadenylation-independent decapping of nuclear-transcribed mRNA; positive regulation of catalytic activity. Lineage: Eukaryota; Metazoa; Chordata; Mammalia; Chiroptera; Vespertilionidae. The record is from RefSeq and is a predicted model, not a curated record. Bases 374 to 1828 code for a protein of 484 amino acids. The transcript has 10 exons. Gene Ontology annotation, molecular function: mRNA binding; enzyme activator activity. Gene Ontology annotation, cellular component: P-body.